Gossypium raimondii (Peruvian cotton) is the source of this 1398-nucleotide messenger RNA. Its product is annotated as protein NCA1. Gene Ontology annotation, molecular function: ubiquitin protein ligase activity; protein binding. Gene Ontology annotation, biological process: protein ubiquitination. The transcript has 7 exons. The coding region runs from base 28 to 1125 and encodes 365 amino acids. The record is from RefSeq and is a predicted model, not a curated record. NCBI's taxonomy places the organism in Eukaryota, Viridiplantae, Streptophyta, Magnoliopsida, Malvales, Malvaceae.
UUUGUUUUUAUAGGUAGAUAGAUAAAGAUGACCACUCCGGUUUGCCCAUUCGUGAAAGCGGCUCGACCGGACGAUAAUGGUUCGGCCAAAAAAUCCACCGUCGGCGGCAGCGAAGCAACAAGGAAAGAUUCCGGUGAUACCGCCACCGUGUCUCCGAAAUGCCCUUUUGGUUACGAUUCCAAUAAUUUUAAGCUCGGUCCUCUCAGUUGUAUGAUCUGUCAAGCACUUCUCUUUGACUGCACCAAAUGUAUCCCUUGUUCUCAUCUCUUUUGCAAAGUGUGUAUAUCUCGGUUUAAGGAUUGUCCACUAUGUGGAGCUGACAUAGAGAAACUGGAAGCUGACACCAAUCUUCAAAGCAUGGUUGAUCGAUUUAUUGAAGGGCAUGCUAGGAUCAAAAGAGCACAUGUUGGCGUCAAUGGUGAAGGAGAGCAAGUUUCAAAUGACGAUAAGAAGGUAAUUUACGAGGAUGUCUCGUUGGACCGAGGUGCUUUCUUGGUGCAACAGGCCAUGAGGGCAUUCCGUGCACAGAAUAUCGAAAGUGCUAAAUCUAGACUCAUUAUGUGUGCGGAAGACAUCCGAGAUCAAUUAGAGAAAACGGGAAACACAUCUGAGUUGUGCUCACAGCUCGGCGCAGUUCUGGGUAUGCUUGGUGACUGCUGUCGAGCAAUGGGAGAUGCUGCUGCUGCGAUCAAUUAUUUCGAGGAGAGUGUUGAGUUCCUUACAAAAUUGCCAGCCGAUGAUCUUGAGAUCACACAUACACUAUCUGUUUCACUUAACAAAAUCGGAGACCUAAAGUAUUAUGAUGGAGAUCUUCAAGCAUCAAGGUCUUACUACUUCCGAUCACUGGGUGUCCGCCGUGAUGUCAUCAAAAACCAUCCCGGUGUUGCUUCACAGAUUCUGGAUGUAGCCGUUUCUCUUGCAAAAGUUGCAGAUGUAGACAGAACUCUUGGAAAAGAGGAUGUGGCGGUUGAUGGAUUUCAAGAAGGCAUAAAAUUGUUAGAAUCUUUGACACUGAAAUCCGAAGAAGCUGGUCUCGAGCCAAGGCGCCUUUCAGUGCUGGGGUUCCUCAAAUCUCAGCUUGAAGAGAAACAGUCUGAGGCAACUGCGAGCUCUGUAUCCUCAUAAUGGAAAAUAACUAUGAACCAAAAUAAAGGAGCCGGUUUCUGUACAUACAGAGGCUCGAGUUUGCCGACUAAUGAGCUCUGCCCGGUUCCGAAAAAAGAGACAAUCCCUGUAAAUGUGCCAGUGCCAGAGCCAGAGACUAGUGAAUAUUUGGUUAAUCCUUAGAGCACAAGUAGAAAGUCAUGCUUGAAUUUCUCUGUUAAAUGUCACUUUUCAACUUGAGUUUUUUUUUAUAUAUAAUAAGAGGCAAACACCACCACCUCCAUUUUAGCAGAA